GUAAUAUUAAUAUACCUCUAUAGAAACUUCCUUAAAAAUCAAUAAAACAGAUACGGUGGAAGAAAUACAGUAACUAUGUUACCAGGUGGAGGAAUCGGACCGGAAUUGAUGAGUUUUGUAAAAGAAGUUUUUAUGUUUGGAGGCGUACCAAUUAACUUUGAGACUAUUCAAAUUUACCCGUCAAGUAGGGACGAUGAUUUGCAAAAUGCAAUCACUUCUAUACGAAGAAAUGGUGUAGCAAUUAAAGGAAAUCUUAUUGAUAAUUUUAAUAAUGAGAUAUCACAUAAUGUUGCUAUACGCAAUGAACUUGAUUUGUUUGUUAAUGUUUUGCACAUGUAUUCAUACAAAAAUGUACCUAGUAAACAUCAAAAUAUCGAUAUAAUUGUUGUUCGACAAAAUAUAGAAGGAGAAUAUACUAUGUUGGAACAUGAGGUUGUAGAAGGGGUAGUUGAAUAUUUGAAAGUUAUUACUAAAGAAAAUUCUAGACGUUUAGCGCGUUAUGCAUUUGAAUUGGCAUUGAAUAAUGGUCGCAAAAAAGUAACUUCAGUACAUAAAGCUAAUAUAAUGAAAUUAUCAGAUGGUCUUUUUUUGAAAAUAUGUUUCGAAAUGGCUAAAGAAUAUCCAGACUUACAAUUUGAACAAAUAAUUGUAGAUAAUUGUUGUAUGCAAUUAGUAUCUAACCCACAUCAGUUUGACGUUAUGGUUAUGCCUAAUCUUUAUGGUACAAUUAUAACUAAUAUCAUAUGUGGACUAGUGGGAGGUGUUGGUUUAAUAUCUGGUCGUAACUACGGUGAAAAUUAUGCUGUUUUUGAACCAGGAACAAGAAAUACCGGUACAGAUAUUGUAGGAUCUAAUAUUGCUAACCCUGUAGCUAUGCUGAAUGCAUCAGCAGAUAUGCUAGAACAUUUAGGGCUUAAUUUUCAUUGUGACAUGAUAAGAACUGCAAUUACUAAAACUCUUAGUGAAGACUUAGUGCACACAAUGGAUCUAUGUGGUAAGGCAUCUACAACAGACGUUGUUGGAAAUAUAAUAAAACAUGUAAAACACUUUGCCAAGAUGUAGUUUAGAUAAGUUAUAAUAAUUGUAUUUUAUAUUUUGUGAUCUUAUAUAAAUAAGUUAAAAACGUUAAAUUUUUCAAAUUCACUUAAAAAAUUAAACAAAAUAUAUUUAUUUAAUAUAAUAUUAUUUAACAUAUGUUUUA
Molecule: messenger RNA, 1201 nt
Organism: Daktulosphaira vitifoliae (grape phylloxera)
Lineage: Eukaryota; Metazoa; Arthropoda; Insecta; Hemiptera; Phylloxeridae
Product: isocitrate dehydrogenase [NAD] subunit gamma, mitochondrial-like
Exons: 2
Coding region: 76-1062 (328 amino acids)
Biological process (GO): isocitrate metabolic process; tricarboxylic acid cycle
Cellular component (GO): mitochondrion
Source: RefSeq, a predicted model, not a curated record